Podarcis muralis (Common wall lizard) is the source of this 2615-nucleotide messenger RNA. NCBI's taxonomy places the organism in Eukaryota, Metazoa, Chordata, Lepidosauria, Squamata, Lacertidae. The record is from RefSeq and is a predicted model, not a curated record.
GAGAGAGAGACACGGAGGGGGGGUGCGGUUUGCAAAGCGCGCAAGGACACCCACAGUCCGCGCUCCUCCAUAACAAGCCAGCCUCUCCUCGCGCAUCCACCGUCGGCUCUGGACAAUAAGCGGUUGGCGGAGGGGAUGCCUUGGUGCUGCUGCCGGCAGCCGCCUUCCUCCGCGGCCCCUGGGACGCGCAGAUCUUGAAGGAGGAGAAGGAGGAAUAGAGGAGGAGGAGGGGGAAAGGGAAAAGGAGAGCGAGAUCAAUCCAGCCCGGCAGCCUCUCUCUGUCUCCUUCCCUCUCUCCUUUGCACCUUGCAAGGUUGCCAGGCUGUAGGAGCGGAGCGCGCCAGCCGCGGCACGGAAAAUGGAGAUCAUCGACACGAGUACAAUUCAGCAGGAGAGACUGCAGGCCAUAGCGGAGAAGAGGAAGCGCCAAGCCGAGAUCGAAAACAAGAGGCGGCAGCUGGAAGACGACCGGCGUCAGUUGCAACACUUAAAGUCAAAGACCUUGAGGGAAAGAUGGUUGCUGGAAGGAGCCCCUUCGUCGACGGCCGAGGAAGGUGACGCCUUGAAAAAGCAGAUGCAAGAGGACGACUUGAAGGCCAAGGAGCUGGAAGAAAGCAUCCAGAGGUUGGAGAAGGAGCUGGAGCAACUGGAAAAUGGGAUCUCAGCGUCGUCCACCAAAGAGAACAUGGCUGAGGAGACGCGGGCGGGGGGCAAGGAGGACAAGUCGCCCCGCACACCGAAGACUCCUCUAGGCUCGGCCAAAGUGGAAAACAGAGCCUCCAACAGCCCUUUAAAAGUGGCGGAAGGCGGUGGGAUGAUGAAGGCAGCUAUGUACUCUGUGGAGAUCACGGUGGAGAAGGACAAACUGACGGGCGAGACCAAGGUCCUGUCCAGCACCACCAGUCUGCCCAAAGACCGCUCGGUUCAGGGGGUCAAGGUGUACGAGGACGAGAUGAAAGUGGUGCACGCGGUCCGCGUCGAAGACGGGGCACUGGAGAACGGCUUGCAGCAGCUCAGCUCCUCCGAGGUGGACGAGCUCAUCCACAAGGCCGACGAGGUGACCCUGAGCGAAGCUUCGGAGGCGGCCAAGGGGCCCCGCAGCAACCCGCCGAGCCAGAAGGCGACCCCGAGGAAGGAGAUCACUGGGGUGCAGGCGAAACCAGUGGAAACACCCAAGUUGAUGCCGGCCGGCCAAGGCCCUGAACCCAGCGAGGAAAAGCCGGUCACCAUGAUCUUCAUGGGCUACCAGAACGUGGAGGACGAGGACGAGACCAAGAAGGUCCUGGGUCUCGAGGGCACCAUCCGGGCGGAGCUGGUGGUGAUUGAGGACGCCGAAAACAAGGCAGCGUCAGCGACAGGGAAGGAUCACGCCCCUCCAAACGGCAGCGCGGUGGCCACGUCCGUCCCCCAGAAGGUGGAGAAUCAAGCCGGGGAGCCGCCAGCGGCCAACAGCACCGACCCCAAAGACGCAGAGCAAGAUCUCGACGCCAAGAAACAGCGCUGCAAAUGUUGUUCGGUGAUGUAAGGCGCCCUCCCUCGACUCUACAGCCAAUCAGGACUGCCUUCUCUCCCCUCCCUCUCCCCCCAUAAUUCCCACCUCUUCCACAAACUCCUAGGUUUAAUGUGGUUUUUUUUUUUUUAAUUUUUAAUUAACAAGACAUGCAGUUCCCGCCGCUCCCAGGGGUUUUGUUUUUCUGUUCCCUUUAAGUGACUGGGGAAAUAUUCUAAUGCAAGAGUUGGUGGCGGCUGCGGCGGCCGGUGUCUGACGCCCAGCAAUGGCCCUGCUAAGUCCCGCUUCAUCUCAAUUCGCUUUUUCGUAAACGGAACAGAUGCAAAGUAUAUUUAUUAGACGGCGUUGUCCUCUGCCCCGCGCCCCAGCUCCAAAGCAGAAUCAAUCGGGAAACCUUAAACCGCUGUGGCCAAAGUUUCUUGGACUCGCGCUCAACCGAAUAUGAAAGAAAGGAAAUCGGGUGCGUUUCGGUAUUUCCGCCGCUUCAGAAUGAACCGGCACGAUUUCCGCAAACGGACUUUCCUUCCGGAGAAGGAAAUUUAACAUCGAUUAAGGAGACUCUUCGUUCUUGCGCUUUGGGGACCUUUGCAAAUCCGCCAGCCUUCGAAGAUCGCUUCCUGGGAUCUCCAAAAACGUCACUGGCCAGGUUUCUCGUGCCAACGAAAGAAUCCGGCUUGGUAAAACCUAGUUUUGCACACACACACCCUGCCCUGCUGGCGUUUAAAAAGACGGUGUUUGGGGUGGGUGGGAGACCAGGGUGACGGGAAUCGGCUGUGGUCCGAGGGCAAAUGUCCGGACACUGGGCUUGGCGAUCUGCUCUGUCGGGGAGACAAUCCCGCGGCUUCGUGGGAAAGCAUCGUAUGAGUCCCGGAAGAAGUUUUUGGGGAGAUUGCAAUGGUCGGACCUUGACAGCUCUGAGACCGUCGGUGUUGACGUGGCUUCGUUUUCCCUCCUUAAUUCUUCGACGGUUACCUCUCCGGCUUGUAAAAACUGUAAAACUGACCGGCGGUUCCGAACCGAAACCCGGUCGGGAGGAAAAUACAGGAGAGGCUGGUUGGUUCGAGCAAAACGGGGGCACCGACCUACCACGUUUGGUGGGUCCUCA